AUGUUGACUAAAGGUUCUGUUCCUGCAACUGGGAAAAGAGUUAUUCAAGAGCAUGUCUUCUCGUUACUUCAAAGCUGCAACAGCGAAACGAACAUCGCACAGAUUCAUAGCCAAGUAGUUCUCAAUGGCCUCUCUCACAAGAAUAACAUCAUCGCCAAGCUUCUUUCAUUCUACACAGCCUCUGGUAAGCUUCAACAUGCCCACAAGCUUUUCGAAAAAAUUGAUAACCCAAACACAACUGUUUGGAACCACAUGAUUAGAGGCUAUGCCAGCAGCCAUACGCCUUGGAAAUCGGUUCAAUUUUACAAUCAAAUGGUGUCAACUGAGUCUGAACCUGAUGGGUUCACAUACUCGUUUCUCUUGAGUGCUUGUGUACGAGGUGAGUUGGUAAAAGAAGGGGAACAGGUGCAUGCGACUGUUCUGGCAAAAGGGUAUUGCUCAGACGUGUUUGUUAACACUAAUUUGAUCAAUUUUUAUGCGAAUCAAGGUGGUGUUGAGCAAGCACGCCAUGUGUUUGAUGAUAUGACUCAAAGAAGUGUUGUUAGCUGGAAUUCUAUACUUGCUGGGUACGUUAGGUGCUGUGAUUUUGAUGCUGCGAGAAUCUUUUUUGAUAAAAUGCCACAGAAAAAUGUUGUGUCUUGGACGACCAUGAUUGCUGGGUGUGCUCAGAAUGGCCAAUCUAAACAGGCUUUGUUGUUAUUUGAUCAGAUGAGGAGAGCACGCGUGGAAUUGGAUCAGGUGGCACUGGUGGCAGCUUUAUCAGCAUGUGCUGAAUUAGGGGAUCUGAAGUUAGGGAGAUGGAUCCAUUGGUAUGUUAAAAUGAGGCAAAAGGAACCCUCUGUCCGCUUGAACAAUGCACUCAUGCACAUGUAUGCUAGUUGUGGAAUCAUUGAUGAAGCUUAUCAAAUGUUUACCAAGAUGUCACGAAAAACCAGAGUGUCUUGGACUAUUAUCAUCAUGGCUUUUGCAAAACAAGGUCUUGGGAAGGAAGCUCUUGAUCUGUUUAAAGAUAUGCUUAGUGAUGGUUUGGAGAAUAGUGGGGUAAGGCCUGAUGGAACAACAUUCAUUGGAGUUCUUUGUGCUUGCAGUCAUGCAGGGUUUGUAGAGGAAGGGCGCAGAAUUUUUCAAUCGAUGAUACAUACUUGGCGAAUCAGCCCGAAGAUUGAACACUAUGGAUGCAUGGUUGAUCUCUUGAGUCGUGCAGGUUGCUUAGAUGAAGCAUAUGAACUUAUUGAAACUAUGCCUUUUAAGCCUAAUGAUGCAAUAUGGGGUGCCCUUCUUGGUGGUUGUCGAAUACACAAGAAUUCAGACCUAGCAUCACGAAUUGCAAACAAGUUAGUUGCUGAGCUUGACAACAAUGAUCAAGCUGCUGGCUAUCUCGUGCUCUUAUCAAACAUAUAUGCUUUUGCCGAAAGGUGGAAGGAUGUUGUAGCGGUGAGACAAAAAAUGAUUGAGAUGGGUGUGAAAAAACCUCCAGGCCAAAGUUGGAUCCAAAUUUAUGGGGUUGUUCAUAAUUUUGUGGUGGGAGAUAUGACUCAUAAGCAUUCAUCUUUAAUCUAUGAAACCCUUUGCGAGAUUACCGAGCAAGCCCGCGUGGAAGGCUAUAAGCCAGACAUAACAGAGGUUCUAUUAGAUGUUGAAGAAUAG
Molecule: messenger RNA, 1647 nt
Organism: Lathyrus sativus (Indian pea)
Lineage: Eukaryota; Viridiplantae; Streptophyta; Magnoliopsida; Fabales; Fabaceae
Source: the annotation of a GenBank genome assembly